Rhizophagus irregularis DAOM 181602=DAOM 197198 is the source of this 849-nucleotide messenger RNA. NCBI's taxonomy places the organism in Eukaryota, Fungi, Glomeromycota, Glomeromycetes, Glomerales, Glomeraceae. The record is from RefSeq and is a predicted model, not a curated record.
AUGGAAGCAUUAUCUCUGGUACAAAAUAGGCCAACUACUGGAAGUUUAGCGGCUUACGAUGGGUUCGAUUUUGCUGAACUUUACCGAUUUAUGCGAACCUUUCAUCAAAAUAUUGACGUUACAAUUACCAGUUGUGAAGAAUUUUCCGGAGAAAUGAUUACCCAAAAAAGCAAGGAUUUUGUAUCAAUUGUCGAAUUUGUUUCAAAUAAUUUAACAUCAAGCAAUUCUGAAAAUCAACCAAUCGUUGUAUCGCCCAAUGUGUCUCAAUUCGGUCAUAUUCAGAUUGCUACUGAAAUCUUUGGAUCUGCACUUGCACCUCGAUAUCAAAGAAGUUCAUAUAUCACAAGCAAGUUUAUACAAGAUGAUGAAUCUGUCGAUAUUUUUCCCAGACAAGUGCAGUUUUAUUUUGAGCACACAGUUCCGCUUCCAACCNCUGUCUCUUAUACACAUCUAGAUGUGUAUAAGAGACAGAGUUUAUACAAGAUGAUGAAUCUGUCGAUAUUUUUCCCGGACAAGUGCAGUUUUAUUUUGAGCACACAGUUCCGCUUCCAACCGGGCAGUAAUAUCCAAAGAGAUAUCGGCAAAGGAAGUAAGGCAAAAUAUAUAAUUAACUUCAAUACAACAGAUAGUAAAGGUGUUGAAGCCUACAUUAUGCGUUAUCUUGAAUUGUCAGACUGUAAAAUUGACGAUAUUGAAGAUAGUAAAUAUCUUGUUGGUCGUCCUCGUCUGAUGGCUCGCCUUAUAAAGGAAAUAAUAAAUGCAGAAAAAGUAUCACAAGAAAACAAACAAAUGGUGCUUGAAUACGCUGUAAAUAAAUCCUGUCUCUUAUACACAUCUAGAUGUGUAUAA